UGUUGUUUACAUUUUUGAGGCUAUGUAAUAAUACAUAACAAAAAUACAAUUAUAAUUUAUUAACAAUUUUAAAGAAAAUAGUGGCCUAAACUAUGGCACAAAAAAUAGCAAACGAUAAAUUCCGAAGCGUUUUUAAAACGAUAGACCGGGACGUGUUGCGCUGGUUUCCCGGUCACAUGGGCAAGGGGCUGAAGCAAAUGCAACAAAAACUAAGAUCGGUGGACUGUAUUAUUGAGGUGCACGACGCCCGAAUACCGUUUUCGGGCCGCAAUGCCGAUUUUAAAUAUACGAUCAGCGGCGUAAAACCGCAUAUUUUGGUGCUGAACAAGGCGGACUUGAUAGAAAAAAACUUACAGCCCCGUAUAGUUGAUAGACUCGAAUCCGAUUAUCCGCAUGUAGUGUUUACGAAUUGCAAGGAUCACAGUUGUCGUGGGGUCAAAAAGAUAUUUCCUUUGGCUCAAGAGUUAAUAGGAAAUUCAAAUAGAUAUAACAGGGAAGCCGAAGACAAUUAUAAUAUAAUGGUUAUAGGGGUGCCAAAUGUUGGAAAAUCUUCACUGGUGAACGCUUUACGGGCAAGACAUUUAAAUAAGGGCAAAGCCUCGCCUGUUGGGGCCAACGCGGGCAUCACGAGAAGUGUCUUACAUAAAAUUAAAAUGUGCGAUAAGCCAUUGUUUUAUAUGCUUGAUACGCCUGGAAUUUUAACACCUAAUAUCCCGGACAUUGAUAUAGGGUUAAAAUUGGCACUUUGUGCAACUAUUCAGGACCAUCUUGUAGGCGAAACUAUUAUAGCGGACUAUUUACUGUUUUGGCUCAACCGUCAUAAGCACUUUGAGUAUGUCAGUCAUUUUAACCUGCCAAACAGUACCGAUGAUAUUUUGGAUGUUUUAGCACAUAUUAGUAAAGAGUUUAAGAAGGUUUUAAGGGUUAGAACCCCUUUAAACGAAUAUGUUUUAAGACCCAAUUUAGAGGCUGCAGCACAUAUUUUUUUAAAGUCCUUUAGGGAUGGUUCUUUAGGAAAAUAUAUGUUGGAUGAAAGUCUUUUGUAGGCAUUUAAGGUAAAUUGAAUUAAUUUUGUUUAAAAAAAAACAUUGAAUAUAUUACAACAAAUACUAAAUAUUUAACAACAAUUUUGUACUGGUAGCUAAACGUCUAGAGGUAUAAGAGUAUGUUAAAGCUAGAAUCUUAUUGUCAAUUUUAUCCCUAUUAAUAGAUAGAAAACUUGUAAGUACCUAUUAUUAUUUUGAGCAACUUUAAGAAGGAAUGUCUUGGUGGCAAUAGAACUAGAGUAGAAAUGCCAUAAAUAAAUAUAUAUUAUAAUAA
Messenger RNA from Anthonomus grandis grandis, 1320 nucleotides. RefSeq names its product mitochondrial GTPase 1. Lineage: Eukaryota; Metazoa; Arthropoda; Insecta; Coleoptera; Curculionidae. Gene Ontology annotation, cellular component: mitochondrion. Gene Ontology annotation, molecular function: GTPase activity; GTP binding. The transcript has a single exon. The record is from RefSeq and is a predicted model, not a curated record. The coding region runs from base 93 to 1046 and encodes 317 amino acids.